GACUGAGCUACCUUCUUCCCCUGGACAGACCCAGAGCAAAAUGUCCACUGUUCCCCUUGGCUUCAACAUUGACGCCCCGCGCUGGGACCAGAGCACCUUUGUGGGGCGCCUGAAGCAUUUCCUCAACAUCACCGACCCGCGGACAGUGCUGGUGCCGGAGGAGGAGCUGGACCGGGCCAAGGCCCUGGUGGAAGGCUGCAGGGCCGGGCUGGUGCCACCAGGAAGCAGCCAGGAGCAGCUGCUCUAUGCCAAGAAGCUGUACGACUCAGCCUUCCACCCUGACAGCGGUGAGAAGAUGAACCUCAUCGGGAGGAUGUCCUUCCAGGUGCCAGGGGGCAUGGCCAUCACCGGCUUCAUGCUCCAGUUCUAUCGGACGGUGCCUGCUGUGGUUUUUUGGCAGUGGGUGAACCAGUCCUUCAAUGCCUUCGUCAACUACACCAACCGUAACGCUGCCUCCCCCAUCUCGCUGAGGCAAAUCGGCGUGGCUUAUGUCACAGCCACCGGUGCAGCCCUGGCCACCGCAGUGGGACUCAACCUCUACACCAAGCGAGCACCCCCCUUGCUGGCCCGCUGGGUCCCCUUCGCAGCUGUGGCUGCUGCCAACUGUAUCAAUAUCCCCAUGAUGCGGCAACAGGAGAUCAUCAAUGGGAUCACAGUGACAGAUGGGGACAACAACGAGCUCGGUCGCUCCAGGAGGGCAGCAGUGAAGGGCAUCGCACAGGUUGUGGUCUCCAGGAUCACCAUGGCAGCACCGGGCAUGAGUGAGUUUAUUUUGCCCAUCAUCAUGGAGCGGCUGGAGAAAUUCACGUUCAUGCAGCGAAUCCGGGUUCUCCACGGGCCUCUGCAGGUGCUGCUCUGCGGGGGCUUCCUCCUGUUCAUGGUGCCAGCAGCCUGUGCCCUCUUCCCACAGAGAUGGUACCUGUCACACUCCUUCCCCCUCCUGCAUGAGACCUCGGGAUACUUCCCCCUCCCCUAGGUCUUCUCUGCCCAUCCCAGGAGAAGCAUGAUGGACACCCACCCUUCAACUCAAGGCAGCACUUUCCUGUACAUGCUGGUGCCCAGGGCAGCAGGAGAGCAUGUGCCUGCCCUGCUCUUUGAGCUCUGUGCUGGGAGCAAUGGGACACCCAGCUCUAAGGGCAGCUCUCUGCCCUCCAGCACUCGGAGUGGUGGAUGCCAGGGAUGGGUGGUGGGUCUUGACAUGAGCCUUCAAGAUCCCGGGGAAUGCAGAGGGCCUCAAAUGGCAAUGGGAAGGGAGGGUGGUUUGACUGGUGGCUGGGAGGAGGAUCACAGGUCUCAGUGUCUACCCCGUCUCCCCACAGCUCCCUUGCGCUGGCUGACCUUGAGCUGGAGCUGCGUGACAGCAUUGUGGCCAAGCACGGGGACAAAGUGCCGUAUGUCUAUUUUAACA
Molecule: messenger RNA, 1408 nt
Organism: Pipra filicauda (Wire-tailed manakin)
Lineage: Eukaryota; Metazoa; Chordata; Aves; Passeriformes; Pipridae
Gene: SFXN2
Product: sideroflexin 2
Exons: 10
Coding region: 41-976 (311 amino acids)
Biological process (GO): monoatomic ion transport; serine import into mitochondrion
Cellular component (GO): mitochondrial inner membrane
Molecular function (GO): monoatomic ion transmembrane transporter activity
Source: RefSeq, a predicted model, not a curated record